Molecule: messenger RNA, 777 nt
Organism: Tripterygium wilfordii
Lineage: Eukaryota; Viridiplantae; Streptophyta; Magnoliopsida; Celastrales; Celastraceae
Exons: 3
Coding region: 1-777 (258 amino acids)
Source: RefSeq, a predicted model, not a curated record
AUGAUCAAUCCAUUAGGAAGACUGACCAGGGUCCAAUCCCACGAAAAUGAGGGUCCUGGCCGAGAAGAAUAUAGGCAUCCCAAGGAUGAGAUUGAAGGUCUCAUUAGAAGAGGCUGCCUGAAGCAGUUCACUUCAGAUAAAGAAGAAAAUAAGAGAAGAAUCGGUGGUGACGAUAGGGAUGACGACCGAAUGAGACAGAGAAGAAAGGAUAGGUCUCCUCGUUACCAAAGGGAGACUGCUGGAACAAUUGGAAUAAUUGUGGGAGAAAAAGAUGAUGAAGGUAUCCAAGACCCACAUUAUGAUGCCCUAGUAGUAGAGGUAGUCAUCGCCAACUUCACGGUAAAAAAGGUUCUGGUGGACAAUGGUAGUGUGGCAGAUAUCUUAUUCUAUCGUGCCUUCAAAGAGAUAAAGAUCUCAGAAGAUAAAUUGAAGAGUUUCUCGGUUCCUCCACAUGGAUUGGUCGGGGAAUCCAUAAUACCCAAGGGAGUCAUAUCCUUACCAGUUACUCUGGGAAACUACCCAAGAACGAUUAUGCAUAUGAUCGAUCUUCUGGUGGUAGAUAUACAAUCCCCUUAUAACACCAUCAUCGACAGACCAUUAUUGCACAAGGUUCGGGCAGUGGUCUCUACUUACCAUCUCAAAAUGAAGUUCCCAACUUCUAAUGGGGUAGGAGAAGUGAAUGGGGACCAGAAGCUAGCUCAAAUGAUGUACUAUACUGAUUUGAAGGAUAAGAAGAAGACCUCCAUCUCAGUUGGAAGCCUAGAUGUUCGGGAAUAA